Williopsis jadinii is the source of this 3240-nucleotide messenger RNA. It is a transcript of the gene PET309, whose product is annotated as Pet309p. The record is from RefSeq and is a predicted model, not a curated record. Gene Ontology annotation, molecular function: protein binding. The coding region runs from base 247 to 3057 and encodes 936 amino acids. NCBI's taxonomy places the organism in Eukaryota, Fungi, Ascomycota, Saccharomycetes, Phaffomycetales, Wickerhamomycetaceae. The transcript has a single exon.
GCUUUUGUAAACAACUGGGCAUAAAUCACAAGCCGCUGAUCUCAAGGGCAUAGAAGACCGAUAACUUGCACUUAGGACAUACAGUUGUGCGCCCGAUUUCCAUCGCCAUUGUUGAGUCUCCCAGGUUGUAGCGGCCCCAGUUGAAGCGGUUGAUUGCACUGUCAUUUUAAAGCAUUGGCCGAAAAGUUUGGUAACAGAGAUUCAUAACCCGAAUACAGAUCAUUUGGCGUUAUCCCCCCUAAUAAGAUGUCUUCUCUAAGGCUACCACGGCCUUUACAACUGCUGGACCCAAGAUGCACAGACCUGCUGAGUUGGAAUAUACAGACGUGUGGUAAAUAUUCGUCGUCGAGGCCCAAGAAGAUGCUACAGAGUGUUAUGGUGCCAAAAUUGAAUAGGAUGGCCAUAAGGAAGCUGAACAACAGGUACAGCUGGAUGCUCAGGUUCGGAUCUACUCUCGUGGAACACAACCACUUGGGAAGCACUGAUAGUGCACGUCCUGCUGUGGUGACGAUGGAUUCGCUGCUGAACAAGAGCUCGAAAUCUAGAGAUGACAUUGACACGAUUGUGAAGCUGCUACCGACAACAGCGGACAAGGAAUUACAGAGAGAGGCACUUCUAUUGCUCCUACAGUACCAUCGAUAUGAGGCCGUCUUACAUCUCUUGGAGACGAAAACAAGAGAUGCACACGAGGACUCAUUACUAUGGCAGGCCUUGGUUCUAUCAAGCGACUAUGAAGCUUUAAAGUCGUAUGCCUCGCAGCUGGAUUUCAAAACCAGAAGACUGGCUCUCAGCAGAAGUGUCCAUUCGCUGCUCUCUCUGAAAAGGGUUAAGGGCUCUCUUCUGCUAUGGCUUAUAGUAUCAGAUAUCGAUUUCAAAUCGUUACAUUUGCUACACACCAGGAACUCUUCACAGCACAUGGCCGUACUAUACGGGAUCAUCUCUGCUGUGGAUGAUAUCGGCCAGAUAUGCUCGUUAGCAUCUCAGUUCCUACCAAAGGACCAGCAUGAGAACUUUUACAAAACUGUAUCAUUUGCGGUUUACAGACUGGAACAGUUUGACAAAUCUGUUCGCCUGUGGAAAGUUACACCAGAUGAGUAUAAGACGAGUACACAGCUUGUACAUACUAUAAAGGCAUUGUCAUAUACACAAAUGUAUGGAAAGGCCAUGCUGUUAUAUAAAGAUAACGAGCCAUUGCAUACCCCAAGGGUCCAAAGGGCAAUGAUACCCAUAGUUACGGGGUUGGACUAUAGGGAUGAGGCAUUUGCAAUAACAGAACAGUUAUUCAAAGAUGGAAUUAUGACUCCAUACAAGUCUCUAAGAGUCUUAGAGACCUUGUUGAAGGACAAACGGUUUGAGGAGUUUGAUAUUUUGUCGGAGGAUUAUGCCACUUACUACAAGAAGCCGACACCAAUGUUUUACAACGUGCUAAUGAAAAGAGAACUGGUCAAGAAAGACGCACCGAAGUUCUUUGAACACGUGAACAAGAUAUACUCGUCUGGGCUAAAGCCGUCAGGUAAGACUUUUACUCUUCUGCUAGAACAGAUGGCCAAGAAGGGAAGCAUCACAACUGCGAUGUCGUUGUUUGAUAUGCUUUCUAGACGUGAAAAAGGAUUGAACAUUCAACAUGCCACACUGAUACUCAAAGCCAUGAAGAAUGCAGAUGAUAUCGAUACUUUGCCUAAGGUUCUAUCCACCAUGAGGAAACUACAGAUCGAGCCAAACGAUAAAUUCAGAUAUGCGCUGAUGGAGUUACAUUACCGAUUCAACAACUACUCAGAGGUUCAGAAGCUAUUCUACGAAGAAUCAAACCACAACCCAGACCAAAAGAUGCAUUUGCUACUGAUGAAAACAUAUCUAAGAUUGGGUGAUCUCACAGCUGCAAAGGCAACCUUGGAAGCAACGAAGAAGCUGUUCAAAUCCCCACCAAAGGUACUGUACUCAGAGCUAGAGUAUUACUGUUCUGAGGGAGAUUUCGAUAGUGCUUUGAAGGUGCUGAAUGAUAUGAACACUCGUGGCUAUAAGAUUACCAAUAAGCACUACGCAACAUUGAUGCAUGGUUACAACUCUCACAAACAGUUUGAGAACACCCUCACAGUUUUCAACAUGAUUUCCAGAAACCGUGUUGUACUAAGCUCAUAUACCUACCAUGAGUUACUUGUUGCGCUUAUACGGCUAGAUAUAAUCAACAACAAGAAUCUCCAGCGUCCAACACAGGUUGUUGACAAUUUGAUGGAGGCGUUGAGACAGAAGAAGCUGCCUAUCGACCAGAUGUUGCACUUCAAGGCUAUCAAACCGCUUGUGAGUGCAUUCUUGAAACAUUACAGACCAGCCGAAGCGAAUAGACUGAUGCAGAAUUUCAAGGUCUUGAGACCUGAUUUUGAUGUUGAUUAUAACCUGAACUUUAUGAAGGAAGAGCUGAAACUAUAUGCGUUGGAGAAGGAUUGGAAGUCAUUUGAAAUUGUAUUGCACAAUUUCCAACAACGGGUCAAGAAUACCAUGAAUGAAACUGCAUCGGCCCCAAAGCACAUGAAGAAGAUUUACAACUCUGUCAUCAAAUCUAUCUACUGUUACUACUCCCAUGUUGGUGAUAUCAAGAGGUUCUACCUAUUGUUCAAAGACUUAAUCUUUGUCAACAACUUCACCUUUGAUUCCAAGCAUCUAAACUGGGUUGUACGUCGCUUCAUCAGACAAGAGCAAACAUUACACUACGGUUUGUACCUAAUUGAGAAGAAGCUGAUUGGUGGUGAAAUAUCAAGACGUAUAUUACGCUCAAUCAACAAACGGAGAGCAGAGCAGAACCUUUUGUUGCUGGUGGCAUCGUCCAAAGGCCCGUACAAGAGACCGUACUUGAGGACGGGUUACUUAUAUCGUCAAGAAUUGGUCAACAUGCUUUAUGCCUACAUCAUCAACACAAGACUUGGCUCCAAACGCUCUGGAAGGGAUAAGCUUGAUGGAUGGUCCGAUCCUUAUCUGUUCCUAAGAGAGAAGUAUCCAAAGCUUAUCAAGAACCUACCAGAGCUACGCUCAAAGCUAUCCGGUGGUCAUAAGAGACGUUGAAGGCGUGAUCCCUUGUCAUUUGAAUUGUUCUUGCUGAGAUUCACUUGGGACGUGGACAAACACCAUGUACAUAGAACACCUCAUACCACUUUUGUCGCCCUGUCCUGAUUAGUUGAAGCCUGAUGAAUACAUUUCUUUUGAAUUAUAUAGAAACAUAUACUACUAAUAUCGUCACGCUUGCUA